UGUAGACCAGGAAUACAUUCAUGUUCCCUGAGCUCCAGGAAAAAACAACCCAAGCACCUCAACUUCUAAAAACGGUUUCCUAAAAAAUACAAUUUCCAAACUAUUUUACGCAAGAGUUGUGAGUAUUCACAGACCAACAAUACGAGAAAAAUAACACAAAAACGAAGAUAUAGCCUAAUUUUACUGUUAUGAAUCGAGAAUGAGUACCACAGAAGACAGCGGAAGCAAGUGCUCGUCGGCCCCAAUUUCCAGCUUCACUAUUCAGUCGAUAUUGGGCACGUCGUCGGAGAAGCCACGGUCGGGGGCGAAGGAGAGUUCCAAGGGAUUGCAGCUGGCGAGGAAGCGCUCGCUGUCCGUGUCUUCAGAAGAGGAGUGCAGCGGUGGGGAGGACUCUGCAGAAUGUUUCUGUUCGGAUCCUGGUCACAGCGAGCCAUGCAACCAACAUCAACCACUUAAUUUUUCAUGUUUAGGUGAGUAGAUUACUGAAUGUAAUUUGAGUUGUGCGUAAAACGUAGGCCUAAUUAUUUGAUGGUUUUAGAUUUUGUUUGUAUUCCCCUCGCUGACAUUUUGUCUUCGAAAAUAUAGGCUUCCAAUGUAAAAAGGUGAAAUAGGCUACAUGAUGUAUAAAUCAAUGCAUGGUAUCUAACGGGACAUUAUUAUUAUUAUUAUUAUUAUUAUUAUUAUUAUUAUUAUUAUUAUAUAUUUAUUAUUAGGCUAUUAUUGUAGCCUAAUAAUAGGUCAACAAUAGUCUAAAGUAGGCUGGGACUAAUGAUAAACGUAUUUAUGAUAAACUUCGGCAGACGUAGCGUAGUACUUGUUGCAGUUUAAGCUUGUAAACUUAGAGAACUCUAUAGUAGUCUAUGUUUGUGACUGCAGAUAGUUAGUAGGCUAUCACUUCACUUUGUUUAAUGUGUCGCAUUACUGCUACAUCCGCGAACAGGGGAAAGGUCAAAUAAUUAACAGGAUGUUUCCCCGUCAUUCCAAAUUUAAUCGAGUCUGCUAAUUGAUUAAUUUUUUUCUAAAACAAUGACUGCAUUUCGUCAAUUGAGCGUUAAAUGUAACCUGAUUUAAUUAAUAUUGUGCACCAGGCAUAGUCUAAUUAAAUUGUUUAUUUAAAAGGGCACUUAUAACCUUUCAACGGUCGAUGAAUGAGUCAAAGUUCACACUUAAUGAACUCUUGUACCGAGUAUCGAAUAAUGUUCUUGUUUUAACAGGGAUGUUCUCAACCUGGGUAGGCCAACACAAAGCAUUUGAAAAAUAAGCGUGAAACCUUUGAGACAUAUUCAACAUUUUGAGACACAAAAUUGAUAAGCUGAUCUAAAGACAAUAGACUAAAGCAUCCAGUAUCUUUAUGUGAUGCAUUUAUCUUGAGGGUAGGCCUACAUCAUUUGUCAAUUUUGAUAGGCUACAGAUGAUACCGAGGAGGACAUUGGGAAAUCAGUUUGUUGAAAUAUUUUGACAUCAUUUUUAUUUUAUUUCCUUUCCGACACACAUAUAUACUGGUCUUUUUCCUCAAUGCAGGUGCAACAACGGGACUUAUUUCAGGCCGUGACGGGAUUGCACGGCGAACGCACUUGACACAGCCUCUGCUACAGGAUUACAAAGAGGAAAAAGAGAGACCAUGCAAUCCAAUGUCACCUAUUUCCGAGGAGAGACAGACAGACGGUGCGGACAAGCAGAGCAACUCGUCCAAGAAGAAGACUCGUACCGUCUUCUCGCGGAGUCAGGUGUACCAGCUCGAGUCCACGUUUGAUAUGAAGAGGUAUUUGAGCAGCUCCGAGCGAGCCUGUUUAGCAUCCAGUCUACAGCUAACAGAAACUCAGGUGAAGACGUGGUUUCAGAACCGCAGGAACAAAUGGAAGCGACAACUGUCGGCGGAACUGGAGGCCGCGAACAUGGCACACGCCUCCGCACAGACACUGGUCGGAAUGCCGCUUGUUUUUAGAGAUAGCUCCCUGCUCCGGGUACCAGUUCCAAGAUCUAUCGCUUUUCCAACGCCACUAUACUACCCUGGCAGCAGCCUACCAGGGUUACCGUUGUACAAUCUGUAUAACAAGAUUGAAUAUUGACUUAAUGCCUGUGAUGAGAGUCCACAAAAAUAACACGUUAUCACACUACCGUAGCCUACAUUCGUAUACAUGUCUGGCAUAACUCAUGUCUAUUAUAUCA
Messenger RNA from Coregonus sp. 'balchen', 2169 nucleotides. The record is from the annotation of a GenBank genome assembly. NCBI's taxonomy places the organism in Eukaryota, Metazoa, Chordata, Actinopteri, Salmoniformes, Salmonidae.